AUGCCUCCACAUCUCCAUCCCAAGUCUCGGUCAACGAGCACCCUCUUCGCCGGCACCCUCUUCGCUUCGCUCGUCGUGGUCGGCAUGCCACACCUCUUCCCCUGCCCAGCCCCGCGACGCACCUUUGCCGAUUCAGAGAUGACAAUCACAGCCGACGGGCAACAAGUACCACGUAUCCGGCGGCGCCGGCGGAGAGACGUCGAGCUGGACUCUGAAACCGCGCGUCCGGGCUAUCCAGCACCACCCGCCGUGGACGAGGAGGUGUCUACAUUCUUCCAGAUGGAGGAGGAAGCAGAGAAGCUUGCUCGUGCCGGGCAUGAGUGCCCCGUACCAAAGCCCAAGGGUGUCCUUGGAGAACUGCUUGGAUUCCGCAAUGCGCGUGGGACUGAGUCCCCUCGGGCCCAGGCCGCCGAAGGAGGCCGAUAG
Molecule: messenger RNA, 426 nt
Organism: Penicillium cataractarum
Lineage: Eukaryota; Fungi; Ascomycota; Eurotiomycetes; Eurotiales; Aspergillaceae
Exons: 1
Coding region: 1-426 (141 amino acids)
Biological process (GO): mitochondrial respiratory chain complex IV assembly
Cellular component (GO): mitochondrial matrix
Source: RefSeq, a predicted model, not a curated record